This is a messenger RNA of Sparassis crispa, 2586 nucleotides long. RefSeq lists its product as hypothetical. The transcript is spliced from 4 exons. The coding region runs from base 1 to 2586 and encodes 861 amino acids. The record is from RefSeq and is a predicted model, not a curated record. NCBI's taxonomy places the organism in Eukaryota, Fungi, Basidiomycota, Agaricomycetes, Polyporales, Sparassidaceae.
AUGGCCGGUGAUAAUCUGAAGAUUGAACCCGCUCAACUCGAAAGGCUUGGGCCUGGUGAUAGCAAUGCUUCUGAAAACGUGGGAGUGGCCGCAAAGGACUUGAACGCUAAACUGGAAGAGAAGGAUGCCCUGCUCAUGGAGUUUCGCACCAUCACGAAGCUUCUUUCAGUCAUCGGGCCCUCAUGUCCUGAGGUAUUGAACAAGUUGGGGAGCCCUGAAAUAGUGGGUGCCCUCGAUCCUGCUAAGCGGCCUGGUGGCGUGAGGGGCUCCUUCCGCCGGAUGACAAAAGCAGAUGAUGACUCCGAUUUGCGGCGAUUGGAUGCAUUUGCAAGCUUACUUGUGCGAGAGCAUGAGAAUGUUGCAAUCACCUUCAAAAGGGAUACUUAUCCUGUUGUGGUGGUGUCGCAAGAUCAGAUGGCCUCACCGCCCACCACCGUCACUAUCGGGCAUGGCAGGACAAUGCAAGUCAUGGCGCCGACCGCUGAUGCCGAUGCACAGACAGGCAAAGAAAAAAGGGUGGCAAUGCCUAGCUCUCUCCUACAUGGAGCUUGGCUCAUCCACUUGUCACAAGAGAAGACUGAGCAACUUUUCAAAGAGGUCAAGGAGAACCCAGUGAAGGCUGUAGUGGACAAUGCCCUUACCCAGCUAUUCGAGGAGCACGCAUCAAUCAUAACGAGCUUCUUUAGUGACUACGCAAAGGCUCGGGAUGAGAAGGAGAAGUCCAAAUCCUACCAAAUGUGGACAAUGUACAUCUAUGUGAGGUCCGCGAUGAAAAUGUAUCGCAGGAUGUUUUUCACCCUGUCCUGCCCAUUCUGGAAGGCUCUCGAGAACCCAGCUGUUGAACAUUUUGUGGAGAAGGAGCUGGACUCAUUUACGUUCCCGACCAGCAAACCAAAGAGAGGGACUGAUGAUGACCUCGCAGUCUAUUUGAAGGCUAUUCUGGAGCUGGGAGAAUGUCCCUCAGAGUCGAAGUUGCUGGCUGUGUGUACCGGUAACACUGCAAAGGGUGCUACCGAGACAAAGGCACUUUAUACCAGGGAAACCUGUCUUGAGUUUCAUAUGGUACUAUGCCAUUGUGUCCUCGUUUACAGAGAUGCCGUGGUGCAGUCCCGAGAUACCUGGUGGCGGGUGUUGGCAUGGAAGGACACCUGUCGAAAUGCAGGCUCACAAGAUUGUUGUGCAUUGACGGAGUGGGACCUUCAGGGGCUCAGUGAGAGAGGGGUGCCAGUGAUAACAAACAAAGCACAGGCUCUUCAGAAUAUGGAGGAUGCUGCACUUGUCCUGAUGGUGGCUGCUAAUACCAUCCACGCUUUUGCCUACUCCUCAGCACUCCCGCUCCAUCUUAGCAACAUUGCCGAAGGGCUGAUGAAACCAUUCGAAGAAGAACGGAAUGCAUGUCAGAGCCGAGCUCACUCAUCCUAUAAUGCCGAGAUGAAAGCAUCUAGGGAAGCUGAUGCCAAAGCGCGUGUGGAGGAGAAAGCCAAAAAACCUCCUCUCUUCGACGAGUCGAGCGAUGAAGAAUCGUAUCACGAGUUAUCUACGGGCAACUGGCUCGAUGGUUCAGUAGUGUCAGACGGCCAUACAGAGGCAAAGGUCCCAGUACCUGAGCUCAGUUCCGAUGGAAAGGAUGGUCUUCCCGGUGUGGGCAAUGUUGUCAGAGACAAGGGCAAAGCAUGCGUCGAGGGUGGUACUUUCCCCCCAGUGGCCAUAUACAAGGAAGACGAGGCACAGCACAAUGUCAAGGCUGAUCGCAUGACCAUGGCUAGCGAGAGUGAUGCUCUCAAUGAAGGCAAUGACGAAUGUGAAUCGGAUUUGGGAGCCGUGAUGUCUAGCAUAACACCAUUGGUUGACCGCGUUGAUCUGAAGAUGGCCUUUGAGAGAUGGUUUCGCUUGCAAGCCUCCUUCCCCGAAUCCAUCCGAAUACUACAAGGGUUUGCAUCCAAGUCCCCGUGGAAGGGCACUGGAAAACCGUACGAAGUUCACGUGGUAACUGCGGAGCAUCAAGGUCAAGGAAUGUUGUCGAUAGACGAUCUCAUCAACAAGCUGUAUAAAGAUAGUCCGCGAAAGCAAGAUGUUAGCCGUUACUUCCAGAGGCAUCCAUCAAUCGGGAGCAAAGUUGGGACGACAUUCUUAGGGACCUUGCAUGCAGAGGCUUUUAUGGCAGCCAUUGUGAAGAGUGACCCUGAUUACGCUGUGUAUGGCCAAGACAAGCUGGGUGUAUCCAAACGAUGCUGCCCUGUCUGUACUGCUGUGCUGGUUCACAUCAGAGCUGAAACCAAGGCCCCGAAAUUCAAGAUAAGAGGGACUCAUGCGACAGUCUCUGCUUGCGCUCUCCCACCUUGGCUGCCCCUGCCGAUUGUCCAGAAAAUUGUCGACCUUUUCCGAACCGAGCUUAUGGAGAAGAUCAAUGCCAAGGUGGAUUCUGAGUGCUACUCAUGGAUGAAUUCUCCAACCUCGGUGGACUCGCACAAUCUUCAGCGAAUAUCACAGGACAGUGCUGCCGAGCAGAGAGUGAUCACAAGGAGCUUCAUAGAAAGUCUUUUUAAACGCGAUGGGGUCCGCGGCGGCUUCACACCUAAAGAGUAG